GGCGUAAUUCUAAUUUCAGGUUACAGAGAUGCUCAAACAAGUGUUUUUUACUUCGAGACCUGUUUUGCUGCAGUUUGCGUCUCGUAAAAUUUUUCAAGCCAGCUCUUCUGUGGCAAUUCGACCUGUAAGCAUAAAAAGCUAUGCGAAGCCCAAAACGCAGUUUAGGUGUUACUCAGAUAAGGCUCCGCUUACGAAGAAAACUCUUGAGGAGCGCAUCAUUCUCGUACUAAGUUUGUACGACAAAAUAGACCCCAAGAAGCUUACAAUGGAUUCUAAUUUUUCCAAGGAUCUAGGAUUAGACUCGUUAGACCAUGUUGAAGUAAUCAUGGCUAUGGAGGAGGAGUUCGGGUUUGAAAUCCCCGAUGGAGACGCAGACCGAUUGAAAACCCCACGAGACAUAUUCCAGUACGUUGCUGAUCGAGAAGAUGUUUUUGACUGACACCAUUGCUUUUGCCCGAAUUUUGCAAUGUGUGAAGUGUUAGGGAUCGUGUUCGUGUAUGUUUUCAGUCUUAAAUGUAUAGGAUAGUUUACGCUUCAUUUUCAGUACUCAAAAUAAAUAAUUAUGGAC
Molecule: messenger RNA, 568 nt
Organism: Cylicocyclus nassatus
Lineage: Eukaryota; Metazoa; Nematoda; Chromadorea; Rhabditida; Strongylidae
Source: the annotation of a GenBank genome assembly